AUUUUGACGAGGAACGCAGUUGCCAAAAAGAUGACAGCUGAUUCAGAAAAAGAUAGUACUCAUUGUUUGAUAUGUAACAGUAAAGUUGGUGUAUCUACUAGGAAUAGUAUACGAAUCUUUAAUGAAAACUCUGUAACAUCGUCAGAAAAAUCACUUGUAGAUGCCAUUUGUACUGUCUUAGAAACAGAUUUGAAUGAAGAGAAUGUACAUUCUCUUGUCAUAUGUAAAAAAUGUUAUAAAUUAUUUAAUGAGAUUGAUGAACUUGAAAGUCGACUGACAGAGGUAAAAUUAGAAUUAUUUAAUAACUACAAGAAAACUAUUAAAAAGAUAUCUGAUAUGCAAAAUGAAGAAGAAUAUAAUGAUCAUGAUUACAUAGAAAAUACAGAAAGUCAGGAUACAGAUGGAGAAAUUAGAUAUAUACAAAAGGAUGAAUCAGAAAUUCAAGAGAUAGAAGGGGAAGAAGAAAGAAUAGAGGAAGAAGAAGAGGAACCUUCUUGUGAACCAGAGGAAAUUAUUCUGAAAGUUGAGGCCAUACCAGAAACAAGCGGUACUGAAGAAAGAAAGAGGAUAAAACGGGCAAAAAUUACACCAAAAAUUGAACCUCCCCAAGAGCGAAUUGUUACUAGAGAUGGCUCUAUAUAUAGCUGUUUGUUAUGUACAAAUGAAGACGAUAAAGCUGUAGGAGAUGCAAAGUCUAUUAUCGCUCAUGUAAGGAGUGUGCACGAAACUCGUUUAUAUAUUUGCGACAUAUGCGGGGAUGACUUUAAAAAGAGAAAUCAACUAUCUAUUCAUCUUGAUGAUCAUGUUGCUAAAGAGGAAGGAGAUUUUCAGUGUGAAAUAUGUAAUAGAAUAUUUAGUAAUUUGCGGUUGUUUAGGAUUCAUAAAAGAAUACAUUAUCCACAAGUGAAAUCUUGGCCGUGUGAAACUUGUGGUAAACGAUACAGUUCUAGAAAUUUAUUGGAGGAACAUAUUAAUACACAUACAGGUGUACGCCCAUAUGUAUGUGAAAAUUGUGGUAAAGAUUUUGCUUCAAAAUAUACUUAUAAAGCACACGUAAAAACACAUGAAAUACGACCUCGUCCUUAUCAGUGUUCACAAUGUAACAAAACAUUUUUGAGCCAACAAAAUCUUAAUCAACAUGAAAGAACUCAUAAUGGUGUAAAGGAGUACGUUUGCCACCAGUGCGGAAAAGCCUUUGGUUCGCCACAUAAUUUAGAAGUACACAAUAUAGUACAUACUGGUUACAAGCCAUACAUAUGUAGAGUAUGUGGUAAAGCAUUUGCCCGUAAAGCUGAAAUAAGGGACCAUGAAAGGACACAUACUGGAGAGAAACCAUAUCAGUGUGAAUUUUGUGGAGCUACAUUUAGUCAACGAUCAAAUUUACAAUCGCACAAGCGUGCAACGCAUUAUAAUGAUAAACGGUACAAAUGUGACGAUUGUGGAAAAGGAUUUAAACGGCGGAGAUUAUUAGACUAUCAUAUAAAAGCAGCUCAUACCGGUGAAAGACCGUACAAAUGCGAUAUAUGUACAGCAACAUUUGUAUAUCCCGAACAUUUCAAAAAACAUAUGCGUAUACAUACUGGAGAGAAACCUUAUCUCUGCGAGGUUUGUGGUAAAGCAUUUAAUAGUCGAGAUAAUAGAAAUGCGCAUCGGUUUAUACACAGUGAUAAAAAGCCGUAUGAAUGUCUAGUAUGUGGUAUGGGUUUUAUGAGAAAACCUUCCUUGUAUGCUCAUAUGCAGACUCAGGGACACUUAAAUGAUACCAUUGUGGUGAAUCAACCGCGUCUCACUACGGAAGAUGAUCAAGUCAUAACAAUUUCUAAUGGCAACGUGGAACUUUUAGUAGAUGAAGCGGAAAAUGACCAGUUGGAUGAAACUGAACUAUAUGUGACAGAGUUAAAAGAUCAUGUUAUCAUACAGCAGCAAAAUGAGGAUCAAAUGUAUAAUGAAGAAGAUGUAUUAAAUAUUCCAGCAGAGGAAAAUGUUGCGGACGAGGAAGUAAAUCAUCUCGUUGAUGGAGAAAUGAACUUCGCUGAAAAUGAAGUGAUGGAAUGUAAAACUGAAGAUUCGGAGCAAGUAGAAGAGGUAUAUAACUAUAAUGAAACGGAAGAUGGGGAAACAAUAGUUGUACCAACUACCUCAGAGUACAAAGAAGCGGAAGAAGAGAAAAAUGCUGUACGAUUAGUACAAAUUCGAUUUCCAACAUCGGUUGGUGGUGAAGGCCGAAGUUGGUUAAGCUUAGUACAAAACACGUGAAUUUUUGUAUCAUUGUGAUGUACUAUAGCUUCUUAAUAAGGAGUCCGCUUCUUAAUAAAUCUUUAAGUUUAAGUACGUGUAAUUUUGAAGAAACUGCUAUAUUAUUCUUCGAUUAAACUUGAAUUUUGUAUUUAGCUGUAAUUGAUGCAAAAGGCAAAAAACUUAAACUCAUUAUACAAUAUAACAUUUAACGUUUUCAAUUUACUUUUAUGGAAAUGAAGGUGGAAGAAAUUGCUCAGAGAACAUGAAAAUGAUGUUUAAAAAUAGUAAUAUCAAACUAGAUAUUCUAUAUGGUUAUUUAUAACGCAAAGCAGUCAAUAGUAUCAUUUUAAUUGUAAUUUAUUUCUCUUAAGCCGCGUUUUAUGUUUAUGACCCUUAUCUUUUCUUAUCUUAUAAUGGUCACUGCGCAUAAGCAAUUUACUCAAGUUAAAUCAACGAAAAUUAGUGGUUAGUUUCAUACUAAAUUAGUAAAUAGUGCCUAUUAGUAGAUAUGUUUGUAUAUUUUCUAAUAACUUCCAUCAUAAUUCACUAAAUGUAUCGUAUUAAUUUUCUUGAUAUCAAUACUUUUUUACGCGUUUAACAUAAAUUGUAGUUCGUAACAAACAUGUUGGCUAUACUACCGAAAAGCAUCCGUGACCGAACGAGACGAAAUUUAGCUGAUAUCAUUGGAUGAGACAGUAGAUUUGAAAUAUAAGAUCUUAGCUUCGGGAUAUUAUAAGUUUGGAAGAUGCAGGUCUCUAUAUGUAAUAGAUCUUCACUGCUAUUAGAUACACGGUGCAUUCGACAAUUAGUACAUAUAACCAUAUGGGUAUGAAUGAGGUACGUAUAUGUAUAUUACAUUCAAAAGCGUUUAAUGUCAAUACAAACUUCAUGUCGAUAUUUUUUAAUGUGUCUUUAAUCUUUUCGCUUAUUGAUGUUUCGGUCUUUUGGCUUAGGAUAAAGAUGGUUAAGGAUAUCUCUAUGCGUGAAACAAAAACCAGUAAGAGAAUUACGUAAGUAUAUAUCGCUGUUUUGCUUUGAUGGUGGCACAAUUAAAAAAUUGUAAACUUUAAAAGAGGGCGUUUUAAAAUUUACAAAGAAAUCUUUGUAACCCAUUUCAACAAUAUUAUAAGGCUUACUUAAUACGAGAUAUGCCACUAUUCGCGAAAGUAGUACAACCUUCCAUUUAUAGCGUUAUAAAACAGAUGAAGAUGGGCCAGUGUUGUUGCAGGACUAAGGCCUGGUUGAUAACGGUAUACGUAAUGAUUUUGCCAUCUGACGCAAAACUGGUAGUUAAAAAUAUAAAUAUACGGUUUAACAUGAUAAAAAUAGAAACAUAGUAUAGGCUUCCUAUUGAAUAAAAGUAAAUUUGAAGUUUUUUUUAGAUGUGUCACUAUCAAAGAGAGCAACGAUAUGUGAGUACAUAUUAUGUUUUCGUGAUUGGAAGAAAGGCAAGAAGAAAGGGCUUGAUUUGUACGUAGAAAUGAUUCAGUUUAUUCGAAUAGUUUAUCCACAGUUGCAUAUCAUGCUACUGCCGUUAAUUUCGUGAAAAAUGUCGAACGGAGUAUCUUAAUAGUAUGUUUCGAACGUAUAACCUUUCAAAGGUAAAAUUUUAUAUUUCAAGCUUAAUUACCUCGUCCCAAUGAUACUCAUUGAAUUUUGUUCUGCUCAGAGACCAUUCGGAAGAAUACCCAAGAACUUGCCUUAGCGGUAGAAUUAGAGAAUUUAAGAUUUAAAUGCUUCAAAGUACCAUACAAAAUUUGAACGAAUCGCCUUUCUGAACUUUUGAAAUCAAUAUAUUGCAUCGUUUCUAUGUAUAAUAUCUCCUAUGACAAACUGUAUAAGAAUAAUAUUUGUUAUAGACAUGGCAUCAUACUAUGUAUUUAAUUUCUAUGUAUUAUUAGUUAUGUAACAUUCUUUAUAAAUAUUAAUACAAAUAUGUACAAUUAAAUAAAAUUAUAAUGUUCUUA
Molecule: messenger RNA, 4205 nt
Organism: Bombus huntii
Lineage: Eukaryota; Metazoa; Arthropoda; Insecta; Hymenoptera; Apidae
Product: zinc finger protein 484-like
Exons: 12
Coding region: 31-2256 (741 amino acids)
Biological process (GO): regulation of transcription by RNA polymerase II
Cellular component (GO): nucleus
Molecular function (GO): RNA polymerase II transcription regulatory region sequence-specific DNA binding; DNA-binding transcription factor activity, RNA polymerase II-specific; zinc ion binding
Source: RefSeq, a predicted model, not a curated record